Molecule: messenger RNA, 660 nt
Organism: Linepithema humile (Argentine ant)
Lineage: Eukaryota; Metazoa; Arthropoda; Insecta; Hymenoptera; Formicidae
Source: RefSeq, a predicted model, not a curated record
AACCUACCUUGUGCCAAAUCAAGUACGAGCAAUAGUAGCAGAAACAAUUCUGAAAAUAUAGAAGCAAAUACCAGUACCAGUACAGCGAAUAGCGAUAAAAGUGAUUUUGAAAAUAUAGAAGGCACUCAUCUUUGGAGCAAAGCUGAGACUUUGCUGCUUAUAAAUACAUAUAGUGACUACAAAGACGAGUUUUAUAGUGGUAAAUGUACUGUAAAACAAUCUUGGGAAAAAAUAGCAAAAAUUAUGCAAGACAAAGGAUAUAAUGUAUCGGGUGUAAAAUGCUCGACAAAAUUUCAGGCCUUGAAACGUACAUAUAAAACAAUUUUAGACCAUAAUAGCAAAAGUGGUAAUAACCCUAAGAAAUGGAAAUACUUUCAGAAUAUGCAGGAAUUAUUUGCGGACAAACCAUGGGUGCAACCAUUGGCAGUGGCUGGAUCUCAUGUUACCGAAAGUGAAGAAGAAGAAGAGAAUCCACCAGAAAAACGUAUUAAAAAAAAGAAAUUAAAUACACUUAUGGAGCAAUACAUAGCAGAUAAUAAGGAAGAACAAAAGAAAAGAAGAGAGAAUAAGGAAAAGCAUCAUAAUGAAAAAAUGGUUAUAUUUAAGCGGAUUGAGAAUAUAAUGGAAAGACUGUUAGAAAAAAGAAAAGAUUAAUUGUGA